AGCAUAUCGGUUUGAGAAAGAAGUUGAAAGAAUAGUUGAAAAAUGGCAGCUCUCACAGCAGAUUCUUUAAAAGAAUUGAUAGAAUCAAGACUACAGGCAUCAUUAGUACAAGUUGAAGACAUGUCAGGAGGAUGUGGACAAGCAUUCGCCGUCGUCAUCGUCUCUCCAUUAUUUCAAGGUAAAAAUAAGUUAAUGAGACAUAGGUUGGUUAAUAAUUCUUUAAAAGAAGAGAUUGCUGCCAUACAUGCUUUCACUCAGAAAGGGUUUACGCCUGAUGAGUGGAUAGCACAGGGUGGUUCAUUAUGAUUUCAUCAAUAGCAGGAGCUACAAGCUAAUUCAUUGAUAUAUUUAUUCCACUGAUCUAUUUAUUGACAAUUAAGAUAGAAUCUAUGAAUAUUCAUGGAAAGGAAA
Hyphopichia burtonii NRRL Y-1933 is the source of this 411-nucleotide messenger RNA. RefSeq lists its product as uncharacterized. Gene Ontology annotation, cellular component: cytosol; nucleus. Gene Ontology annotation, molecular function: 2 iron, 2 sulfur cluster binding. The record is from RefSeq and is a predicted model, not a curated record. The coding region runs from base 43 to 306 and encodes 87 amino acids. Lineage: Eukaryota; Fungi; Ascomycota; Pichiomycetes; Serinales; Debaryomycetaceae. The transcript has a single exon. Gene Ontology annotation, biological process: intracellular iron ion homeostasis.